Molecule: messenger RNA, 6615 nt
Organism: Eleginops maclovinus (Patagonian blennie)
Lineage: Eukaryota; Metazoa; Chordata; Actinopteri; Perciformes; Eleginopidae
Product: CSC1-like protein 2
Exons: 24
Coding region: 326-2866 (846 amino acids)
Cellular component (GO): plasma membrane
Molecular function (GO): nucleic acid binding; calcium-activated cation channel activity
Source: RefSeq, a predicted model, not a curated record
CAGUAGCAGCUCGGCUCCGGCUUCUAUUCCCGGAGACACCGCCUCCAUUUUACCCCCGACACCCAGAGCAGCAGCACCAACGCCCGGCGGAGGGACACGAACCUAACUACCGACCCGGCGGAGGGACUCGUUCUGCGGCAAACCGAACUGCUCGUGCGCGAGGCUCCAGUUCUCCCGGGCCUGAAUCCCGUUGAUGGCGCUGCUGCGGCAGCACGGAGGAUUUGUGAGGAUUUAACGGUUUCUGCGGGGAAAACAGCUCGGUUUACCGGCAGGACGAAGAGGAGGAGGUGGUCAGCAGGUUCUCUGCCAGGAUGCCGCACUGAGCAUGCUCAAAGCGCUGAUCGGAGCCAUGGUGUUGUACGGAGGGGGGGGGCAGGCGUGCAGCGGUGAGAACUGCUCCGCCAGCAACGAGUCUAAAGACUACUGCUACUCCGCCCGGAUACGAAGCACCGUGCUGCAGGGGCUGCCCUUCGGGGGGGUUCCCACUGUGCUCGCCCUCGACUUCAUGUGCUUCCUGGUGCUGCUCUUCGUGUUUUCCAUCCUGCGUAAGGUUGCGUGGGAUUACGGCCGCCUGGCGCUGGUCACUGACGCCGACAGACUGAAGCAUCGGUGCAGCCGCGAGGACGAGCGGGAAUACGUUGCCUCGGCGAUGCACUCGGAGACGCCGGACCGAUAUGAACGCCUCACAUCCGUCUCCAGCUCGGUGGACUUCGACCAGAGAGACAACGGGUUCUGCUCCUGGCUGACGGCUAUCUUCAGAAUAAAGGAUGAGGAGAUCCGGGAGAAGUGUGGGGAGGACGCAGUGCAUUACCUCUCCUUCCAGCGGCACAUCAUCGGGCUGCUGGUGGUGGUGGGUGUCCUGUCGGUGGGCAUCGUGCUGCCCGUCAACUUCUCCGGAGACCUGCUGGAAAACAACGCCUACAGCUUUGGACGCACGACCAUCGCCAACCUGAAGUCUGGGACGAACUUGCUGUGGCUGCACACCUCGUUCGCCUUCAUGUAUCUGCUGCUGACCGUCUACAGCAUGAGGAGACACACCUCCAAGAUGCACUACAAGGAGGACGACCUGGUGAAGCGCACGUUAUUCAUUAACGGCAUCUCUAAGUACGCCGAGGAGAGUCAGAUCAAGCAGCACUUUGAGCAGGCGUACGAGAACUGUAAGGUGCUGGAGGCUCGGAUCUGCUACAACGUUGCCAAGCUGAUGGCUCUGAACGCAGAGAGGAAGAAGACGGAGCGCAGUAAGAAGUUCUUCACCGACCUGAUGGCUAAGGAACAUGUUCCCACCAUGAUCAACCCGAAACCCUGCGGACAUCUGUGCUGCUGCGCAAUCACUGGCUGCGAGGAGGAGGAGGCGGUGAGCUACUACACCAAGACGGAGGCCAAGCUGAAGGAGGAGUACAGGAAGGAGAAGGAGAAGGUCCACACCAAGCCUCUGGGGAUGGCCUUCGUCACCUUCCAGAACGAGGCCAUGACUGCCAUAAUCUUGAAGGACUUUAACGCCUGUCAGGUCCAGGGCUGCCGCUGCCGCCAGGAGCCGGGGUCCUCUCAGUUCAGCGAGGCGCUCCACGUUCACAACUGGAGCGUUUCCUACGCACCCGACCCGCAGAACGUCCGCUGGGAGCACCUGUCUCUGGGCGGGAUCUCCUGGUGGAUCCGCUGCUUCAUCAUCAACGUCAUCCUCUUCCUGCUGCUCUUCUUCCUCACCACGCCCGCCAUCAUCAUCUCCACCAUGGACAAGUUCAACGUCACCAAGCCGGUCGAGUAUCUCAACAAUCCCAUCGUCACCCAGUUCUUCCCCACCCUGCUGCUGUGGGCCUUCUCCGCCCUGCUGCCCACCAUCGUCUACUACUCCGCCUUCUUCGAGGCUCACUGGACCCGGUCUGGAGAGAACAGGACGACGAUGCACAAGUGUUACACCUUCCUGAUCUUCAUGGUCCUGCUGCUGCCGUCUCUGGGACUCAGCAGCCUGGACGUUUUCUUCCGCUGGCUCUUUGAUAAGAAGUUCCUGGCUGAUGCUAAAGUCAGAUUUGAGUGCGUCUUCCUGCCGGAUAACGGAGCGUUCUUCGUCAACUACGUCAUCGCCUCUGCGUUCAUCGGUAACGCCAUGGACCUGCUGAGGAUCCCCGGGUUACUCAUGUACAUGAUCCGACUCUGCCUCGCCCGCUCCGCCGCCGAUCGCCGCAACGUCAAGAGGCAUCAGGCCUAUGAGUUUCAGUUCGGAGCGGCGUACGCCUGGAUGAUGAACGUCUUCACGGUGGUGAUGGCCUACAGCAUCACCUGCCCCAUCAUCGUGCCCUUUGGUCUGAUGUACAUGCUGCUGAAACACCUGGUGGACCGGUACAACAUGUACUACGCCUACCUGCCCUCCAAACUGGACAAGAAGAUUCACUCUGGAGCCGUCACUCAGGUGGUGGCAGCUCCCAUCCUCUGCCUCUUCUGGCUGCUCUUCUUCUCCACCGUACGCACAGGGUUCGAGACACCCACCUCCAUGUUCACGCUGGUGGUGCUGAUCGUCACCAUCGUCGUCUGUCUGUCUCACGUCUGCUUCGGACACUUCAAGUACCUUAGUGCUCAUAACUACAAGAUCGACACGAAGGAGAACGAUGUAGACGUUGUGGAGAACGGACGUCCGGCUCGCCCCUCUUCCUCGCCCACUACCAAAUCUCAGCGGCAUCAGCAGACCCAGCAGCAGAUCCACAUGCAGCAGCAGAUGUACAUCGCUCAGGUGCUGCAGGACGCCGGAGGCGGCGAGGAGGACCGAGGGUCGUCCCAGGACGAGGAGAUGUUGAACGGCGUGAAUAGCAUCAACGAGGCGGAUUUUCAGUCAGGGGAGGACAGUCUGAUAGCAAACGAGGUCCACCAGUAGCUGCAGGUGGAGCUAGGGGGAGGGGGCGGAGCUAAGUUACACAACAGUUAGAUAAUACACACAUAAACACACUUACUGAUAAACUGACACCAUUAGCUCCACCCCCUCCCAGCUCGAAGACUUGACCCUGACCUGUGACGCCGGCGCCGGGUCGCCACCAUCCAGUCCUGCACGUCCGUGGAACCCUGAUCGAACUGUCUCCACAGGAAGUCACUGUACAUAACCACAAAGCCAAACGUUUUUCUUUUUCAGUUGUUUUUUUUCUUGGAGUGGGGGGCGGGGUUUAACAAUUCGUGCCUGGGCUGGAAUUUGUUCGUUCGCACUUGUGUCUUGACUCCUGAUCCCACCGCAGGUCGCGGGGAAUCGCCCCGUCGAGGGGUCGGCACUAACGCUGUCUCUCUCGGUGGACGCCUCCAACCAAGGCCAUGUCGUCACCACCCUCCUCCCAUAUCGGAGUGCUAAAUAAGUCGCCAACCGCCAGCUCUCGUAGUGGUAGAAGCCUUGCUGACGCAGUCGCCGUCUCCCUCCCUCUCACUGUCUCCCUCUUUCUUUGUGUGGAACCUGCCAGUAUGUUCGACACCCCCGCUGGAAGAUUCUCUGACCUGCUUUCGCUGCAUGUUGUACAAAGUGCUGUUCAUGAUGUCGCCAUCUUUGGACGAUGUCAUCCAUCAGGGGUGUGUGUGUGUGUGUCCCACCGACCAGCACAUCCUCCCACCUGCGGCUUCCCCUCUGCUGGACUGCUCCUGGACCGCUGGAAGCACCUGAUGAUGGAAUAACUUCCGGAAAAUGUUCUGAACCUUGCACUUCGGAAGCUGAAGGGCUAUUUGUUUCAGUCGGACAUUAACAGGAAGUGUACCCUGACAUUUCUGAGAUCAAAUCUGUGAAAUGUUCUCCACAGUCAUGGUCGUCUCAGUCGGAACCGAAGUGCAUGUUUAAAACAUUUCCAGACAUUUGUACAUCAUUGGGUGCUUCCCCACCGAAAGACUGGACUCAACCUCUUCUGGUUUUGACUUCAGCCGGACCACCAUAAAGGACCACCUUAAACCGUGCAUACUGACAAAGGGAGCGGGGUGUUUGUGUCGGUGCAGGUUUAGCAAUCAAAAUUAUUUUCAUCAGCGGGAGAACUUUGUGAAGUCGAGUAGCUGGAGCUCGUGGAGACGCAGAAGAGCAGCGCUUUUCGGCCGGACGUCUACCCACAAAGCCUGGAGCAGCCAGGACUCACGGGAAAAAUUGUGUGUGUGUGUGUGUGUGUGUGUGUGUGUGUGUGUGUGUGUGUGUGUGUGUGUGUGUGUGUGUGUGUGUGUGUGUGUGUGUGUGUGUGUGUGUGUGUGUGUGUGUGUGUGUGUGUGUGUGUGUGUGUGUGUGUGUGUGUGACUUUAUUGUACACCACCCUGCACCAUGAAGGGUUAAUAGCAUCACCAGGUAACCACAACACCACCUCUGUCUCUGUAGAGUUGUUAGCUAAGUGUCCGUGUUGACAGAACACUCUCACUUCCUCUCAAACGUUUUACUGCAGCAGCUCCAGCCGGAACCGUUGUUUCAGAUAUGUGUGUCCACGACGUAGACGGGUCCCAGGACGUGUUGAUCUUAGGUUAGCACAAACACUAAGAAAACACAUCUUAUAUCUUAGUAUCCGUCACUCAAACUUUAGUUGUUUGACACCCAAAUAUCAGCUUGGUUAGCAGUAACAUCCUGGUCCUGAUCGAGUUUGUCUCUAGUGUCUUCAUUCGCAUGUGAACUGUAGUUAGCAACCCAGCUACAUCACCAGCUCAUCCUGUAGUUAACUCAGAAGUAAAUACCAGCAAGGGAAGGGGGGUGUUGGACCUUGUAACUAGCACGUUCUUGGCUAGCUAGCAUGCUAUCAUUUAGCUGGGCAUUUCGCCCAGCCUCAAAGAGGGAAGAUCGUUCAUGAGGACCUGGUCUUUUUUAGGAAGACGAUUAUUUUCUGACAGCUAUGCUAAGCUGGUAGUUCGUCCUCCAUACCUGUCUUUGUGCUAAGCCAAACACAUCCUUAAGGUUUUUGUCACCUUGUAAAGGUCUUCAGCUGCAGCUCUGGGAGCAGAAAGCAUUCGGGAUGGGAUCAUGCCUCACUUUCCUAUGAUUUCAACGGAGCCCUCUCAUUGGAGGGUUUUGAACCCAUCUCUUAAACGCUUUAUAUCUAAUGUUCUGCGACUCUGGGCCUAUGAAUGGAACAAGGGUAAAAGCUGGAAUUUGGUAUUGUGAUGCAGCAGUGUUGCAUCAUGGGAGUUGUAGUCUUCUUCUGAACCUUUUUUUCAAGUUUACAGGUUUCCAUUUUAAGUUAUGUGAGCUUUAGGAUAUUUUGACUCUGAGCCGUCCCCUAGUCUACACACUUUAAUUUACCCAAGCCCACACAAAAUACACAGACAGGAAGUCGACCAGGCUUGCAUCAUCAGGAAGUGAGAACCCUUUCAAAAUAAAAUCACAAAACUUUCAGUGCAGUGACGUGACGACGAAGAAUAGUCUCAGGUGUUUGUUUUCUGAAAAUAAUGUUUACAUCGUGUGUGUGUGUGUGUGUGUGUGUGUGUGUGUGUGUGUGUGUGUGUGUGUGUGUGUGUGUGUGUGUGUGUGUGUGUGUGUGUGUGUGUGUGUGUGUGUGUGUGUGUGUGUGUGUGUGUGUGUGUGUGUGUGUGUGUGUGUGUGUGUGUGUGUGUGUGUGUGGAGACACAGACCUGGACUAUGAAGGCUGCAGGACGUCUGUGGCUCGGGGUUCCUGCACGCCGGAGAACCUGCAGCGUCUGUGUCCGAUGUUUUUAUUUCCCUGUGUUCAGAUGUAGUUCCCCUUCACCUCCAGCGGGGCGGCGGCGGGGCUCCGGACGUGAUUGUAUGCACAUGAAACUGACGCAGAGAUGAAAGUGUGUCUGAGGUUCAGCAGCUCUCAGCCGACGACGGGAAGACUAAAUGAUGUGAAGGUUUUGGCUAGCUCGCCAUGCUAACCUGACCCCUUUGUUAUUGUACAUUCAAGAAGAGCAAAUGAACCCCUGGUCGUCCAAUCUGACACAGCCUUUAAAGGUUAUUAAGUUCUAAUCAAACGUUUUCCAACAGACUUCAGCCAGAAAAGGCUGAAAAUAAACGUGUGUGAAGCGACAGGGGGGGGUCAGGACUCAGAUCAGAUUCAGACGUUUUUUUCUCAGUUUAAAGUAAAUUAUUUUGACAUUUGGAAUUUAAUCUGAACUUUCCGACCUAAACAGGUUGUUUCUUCUGCCUGUCCUAAUACUCUGCACGGCUGUUCCCCGCGGGGUUUGUUAUUUGAAGAGUCAGGUUGACCCGAUACUUGGAACAUGUUUUGAGGUGAAGGUCUUGCCGCCUGACGGCUGAGAGCUGCUGCAUUCACUGACCCCUCGGCGUCGUGGGAACUGACGACGCUUGUAUAAAGAGCCGUUUGUGUGGUAUUUUUGUAACCUGCCGACUGGAGUCUUUGAUACCGAAGGUGAAAUGUGGAUAGCUGUGACGAUGCUGUUGUAACCUGUAACUACGGUUUUUAAUAUUCAGCCGCUGCUUUUUGCUUUCUUAGUUUUUUAAAUUGUUGCUGAAAUUGUGAAAAAGACGAAUGUGAAGACGACAGACGGAAAUGAAACUCCGGCUGCAGAAACAGCGUGUGUAAAUAGCCAUCAACACAUCUCACCGACUCCCAGCUGACAUCGGUUAAUUUAUUGCUGUGACGAUAUUUAUUUUGACUCCAGGUUGUGAACUAUUUAUGUUACUUGAUCAAUAAAAUUGGCUUUCAUCUG